Messenger RNA from Pocillopora meandrina, 1145 nucleotides. Lineage: Eukaryota; Metazoa; Cnidaria; Anthozoa; Scleractinia; Pocilloporidae. The record is from the annotation of a GenBank genome assembly.
AUGUCACGAACUGUUCUGCCCCAUCCAAGCAAAGUCCAUGUAUUUCUGUCUAAGCUUAUGGGUGGGACAAUGGUUUUCUGGAUGCUGUGGAGAGCAAAACAUGACUGGGCAGACAUAGUGGUAAGCACAUGCUUGGGCCUUGUGGAGUACAGUACUAGAAUGUGACAACUGAACUGAGUCUAAACAAGUUCUAUUCGUUGGUUGACGACUCAAGUUAAUUUUUACUUUGAAUAGGAAAUGUGUUGUGUGGUCGAUAACUUUUUUCUCCCUUUAAGUCUGUUAUUCUCAGCUUGUUGCUUGUUUUUGUUCUUAAUUUUUUUUUGUAAUUAUGAAUGUAGUUAGGUACAAUAGUUUGUUGGGUCUAUGGAGGCCAGGUUCUACUGUUUCUGGAAAAGAAGUUGUGAGCUCCUUUAGUCCAGCUGAUUCCUAUUUGAUUGAUGUACCCGUUGUAGUUUAAUAUGAUUUCAGGUUGAAAAUGAUAUUAAGCUACCAGGAGUUUGAUUUGCAUGCUUUCUUUUCUCUUUGUGUUUUUUUCUUUGCUUGUUUAGUGUUUGAAAUGCUAUAAAAGAAAACUGAAAGUAAAAUUGAAUGUGCAAGUGGACUCCAGGGGUGCAAAAUGUUUCUUUUAGCUUGAAAUUAUUUAUAUUAUUUAUUUAUAAUUAAAUGUUUUAAUCAGUACCUAUUGCUGUUUUUAUUUGUAACAGAAUAAUUUUAUCAUUUUUUGCCUUGAUAAUGAUGUUAUUUUUAUGUUGAAAUGUUGUUGACUAGCCUUUUUUUUAGCUUUUUGAGUGUAUUAUAAUGUUUUUAUGAAAUAUUUCAUGGCAAUUUUUUUAAAAAUAUUUUUCUAAAUCACUUAUUCUUCAUCUUUGUGUAAAGACUAUGGAAAUGUACCAAGAACAAAGGAGAAAACAGAUGGAACUAAAGUAGAUUCGUUUGACCUGAAAUGGAUUUUUGAUCACUACCUAUACUUCAACAGUCCCCUCCCUGGAACAGAUUUUAGAUGCAGCUCAAAACUUUUAGUUGCAUGAAUUUGUGUGGUCAGCAGUCAACUGGAUGUCUUUGCAUUAUGUUUGCAGGGGCACAAAGUUAUGUUUGAAAUGGAAGAUGCAGAGAAAGCAAGAAAGAAGGGACUGGAACAUCAUUGA